UCUUGUUUCCUUCCCUCGUUGUCUUCGCUCUCUCUCUCUCUCUCUCUCUCUCUCUCUCUCUCUCUCUUGUUUUCAUUUACACGAUCACUGCAUUUCAUUGUUAAAUUUGCAGGAACCAUUUUCAUUCCCGCUCGGAAAAUUUUUUGUUUUAUAUAUUUUUCUGACUUUACAAAAGCGUUUGAUGGACUGUGUUUCGCGUACUAGGAUCGCCUGUCCCAAACUCACCUGUCCUUCUACUACAACUUAUGCUCCUUCUUCCUAUGGCUUCUCUUUACUGAGCUCUAAAAUUUCGAGUAGAAAUGGUAAAAGAAGAGGUGGCGUGUUCGCCCAGAUUCGGAAGCAGAGUCCUCCAUCCAUUGAUUUUAGUGAUCCUGAUUGGAAAAUUAAGUAUCAGAAAGAUUUCGAGAGACGUUUUAAUAUUCCUCAUAUUACUGAUGUAUUUCCUGAUGCUGACCCUAUUCCCUCCACAUUUUGUCUCAAAAUGAGAACUCCAGUUACAGAGGAUUUUGCAGAUGGUUAUCCAUCUGAUGAGGAGUGGCAUGGUUAUAUUAACAAUAAUGAUAGGGUGCUUUUGAAGGUCAUACAUUUCUCAUCUCCAACAUCUGCAGGAGCUGAGUGCAUUGAUCCUGAUUGUACUUGGGUUGAACAAUGGGUUCAUCGAGCUGGGCCUCGGGAGAAAAUAUACUUCAAACCAGAAGAAGUAAAGGCAGCAAUCGUAACUUGUGGGGGGUUAUGCCCUGGUCUUAAUGAUGUUAUCAGACAGAUUGUUAUUACACUUGAGAUUUAUGGUGUGAAAAAGAUAGUGGGGAUUCCUUUUGGCUAUCGAGGAUUUUCAGACAAUGACUUGAGUGAAAUGCUGCUAUCAAGGAAAGUAGUUCAAAAUGUUCAUCUUUCUGGUGGAAGCUUGUUAGGAGUUUCACGUGGAGGGCCUGAUGUUAGCGACAUUGUGGACAGUAUGGAGGAAAGAGGAAUCAACAUGCUUUUUGUGUUAGGUGGGAACGGCACCCAUGCUGGAGCGAAUGCAAUACACAACGAGUGUCGUAAACGAAGGUUGAGAGUGGCUGUAGUUGGUGUACCGAAAACUAUAGACAAUGAUAUUUUGUUGAUGGAUAAAACUUUUGGUUUCGAUACUGCUGUUGAAGAAGCCCAACGGGCAAUAAACUCUGCAUAUAUUGAGGCACAUAGUGCUUAUCAUGGCAUUGGGAUAGUGAAAUUAAUGGGUCGUAGUAGUGGAUUUAUAGCCAUGCAUGCAUCCCUAGCUAGCGGCCAAAUCGACAUUUGUUUGAUUCCGGAGGUACCUUUCCAUUUACAUGGUCCUCAUGGUGUUCUGAAUCACUUAAAAUACCUAAUUGAGACGAAGGGGUCAGCUGUCGUCUGUGUAGCAGAGGGAGCUGGACAGAGUUUUCUUCAGAAAACUAAUGCUACUGAUGCGUCAGGAAACAUUGUACUUGGAGAUUUCGGGGUACACCUUCAACAAGAGACAAAGAAAUAUUUUAAGGAGAUUGGUGUUCAUGCGGAUGUGAAGUUUAUUGAUCCAACAUACAUGAUCCGUGCAUGUCGUGCAAAUGCAUCGGAUGGAAUCUUAUGUACUGUUCUUGGACAAAAUGCCGUCCAUGGUGCAUUUGCUGGAUAUAGCGGAAUCACUGUUGGCAUAUGUAACACUCACUAUGUCUACUUUCCUAUUCCUGAAGUUAUUUCUUAUCCCCGGGCUGUAGAUCCUAACAGCCGCAUGUGGCAUCGUUGCUUGACUUCAACAGGCCAGCCUGACUUUAUCUAAUUACGUAGGCCUUCUAAUUUAUUUCAAGAACUAAGAAAUUUGAACUCCGAAAAGCUCAUUGAAGGACGGAGGAUAUGCCCAUAUCAGAGAAUUACUAAUCGGCUAGAGACCGCUCUUUAUAGGCUGUUGCAAUAAUACAAAAGAUGAAACUUCCUCAAAAUGAUAUCAUUAUUUAAUUCUAUACUUCUCAUGUGCCAUUUUUCAGAAUCACAAGAAGGCACCAUAGUAAUAAAAUUUCAGGAAUCACCAGAGAAGCGAUUCAGAAAGUUAGAUACAAAAUGUAACAUGUCUGUAACUGUAUUUAUACAUCAAAUUCUUGCAGUUCAUUACAAUGUGAACAAGACCAAGCAUAUUGGCAGCAUUUGUUGAAUUCAGGUAUAACUGAUAAGAGCAAAUUUAUGUAAA
Ricinus communis (castor bean) is the source of this 2182-nucleotide messenger RNA. RefSeq names its product ATP-dependent 6-phosphofructokinase 5, chloroplastic. The transcript has 13 exons. Bases 182 to 1777 code for a protein of 531 amino acids. Lineage: Eukaryota; Viridiplantae; Streptophyta; Magnoliopsida; Malpighiales; Euphorbiaceae. Gene Ontology annotation, molecular function: 6-phosphofructokinase activity; ATP binding. The record is from RefSeq and is a predicted model, not a curated record. Gene Ontology annotation, biological process: glycolytic process; fructose 6-phosphate metabolic process. Gene Ontology annotation, cellular component: cytoplasm.